GUCAUUUUAAAUGUUUGCUUAAUAUCCAGUUUGUGUGCUACAUUGUGUUAAAUGAAAUCCACUAUUCAUGCAAUGGCUAUCCACUUCACGGUCAUAAUCAUCGUUGUGUUGGGACUAAGCUCGGUCGGAGCUCAACUACCUAAUUCACCCUGCCCGCGAAUAUUCUCCUACCGAAAGGAUCCUGUAAGCAAACAAAUAUAUGGGCACUUAGAAAUAAGGAAUCUAAAAGCUGAACAAUUAGUGAAACUCAAUGUUGAUUUGGCAGUAGGAAUUCGGCCGCUGUGGAACAAUGUUGGCUCCAUCACAUUGGUUAAGUCCCGUGCCGAUUCGUUCCACGAUAUAAUACGAGGUCUUCCAGCUCAGUAUCGGAUUGAGUUCCCGAUGCAAAAUCCAUUACCACUCAUACUGUCAAUUGUUCUUAACGAUCAGCGAAUCUGCACUGGCCAAGCUGGUGUGGGUCGGUAUAUCAGGGCACUUUGUUGGAAGCAUACGUGGUAUACUCAACUGUUAUCACAAAACCUGAACAGAACUGAUCACCAUUCAGUGCAUUCUAUACACCAACCUCAGUUGGAUCUGGACAGGAUGGCUGUUCUCCGACCGAAUAACGAGCCCCAUACUCCGUUGGAUAAAUCUACCGAAACCGUUUCACCUCAAAAAUCCCGAAACGACUUCGCCUGUGGUAAAUCGUCAACCGCCAUUUUGAACCGGCUGUCUAUCAAUGGACAAUUGGCAAACAAAGGCCAAUUCCCAUGGAUCGUGCCACUGUUUGAUCGUAUGCAACCUCAAAAUCCGAAAUACAUUUGUGGUAGCACGAUUAUCAGCAAGAAAUAUCUCGUCACGGCAGCUCACUGUGUUUAUGGAAUUGAUGAUUUUAUGCCACCAGAACGGAUCCUGGCCGUACCGGGAAUGUACAAUACAGACAACUUUCUGGAGGAGAAUGCCGAGUUUGCCUACGUCGAGAAGGUUCAACCGCACCCGGAGUACGUGUAUGACGAUGAUGUGAAUGACGCGGAUCUGGCCACAUUGCGUUUGAAAACUCCGCUGGAAUAUACCAACUUUAUUAUACCGAUAUGUUUGUGGCGUGGUGAUAACGACCUACUGAAAAUCGUAGGCCAGGAUGGUAUCGUUGCCGGAUGGGGAUACACGGAGCUGGGUCCGUCAUCGGUCCCAACGUAUGUCCGCUCUACCGUUGUCGACCGACAGCAGUGUAAUGACAAUUGGUCCCGAAUGUACACCAAUACAGCGAGAAUUUUCUGCGGUGAUGGACACAAUUCUGUUCCCUGCAAUGGAGAUUCUGGCAGUGGAUUGGUGAUGAGACGAGGAAACCAGUACUAUUUACGAGGUGUCGUAUCUAGGGGUAAAGUCGAGAAAGUUACGCUUAAAUGUGAUGCUACAAAGUAUGCAAUUUAUACGGACAUUGCGCCAUUCCGGUUUUGGCUAAAAAGCGUGAUGAGUUGAA
Molecule: messenger RNA, 1459 nt
Organism: Malaya genurostris
Lineage: Eukaryota; Metazoa; Arthropoda; Insecta; Diptera; Culicidae
Product: serine protease gd-like
Exons: 3
Coding region: 52-1458 (468 amino acids)
Biological process (GO): proteolysis
Molecular function (GO): serine-type endopeptidase activity
Source: RefSeq, a predicted model, not a curated record